Molecule: messenger RNA, 2085 nt
Organism: Scleropages formosus (Asian bonytongue)
Lineage: Eukaryota; Metazoa; Chordata; Actinopteri; Osteoglossiformes; Osteoglossidae
Gene: gata5
Product: GATA binding protein 5
Exons: 8
Coding region: 527-1678 (383 amino acids)
Biological process (GO): positive regulation of transcription by RNA polymerase II; cardiac muscle tissue development; negative regulation of transcription by RNA polymerase II
Cellular component (GO): nucleus
Molecular function (GO): RNA polymerase II cis-regulatory region sequence-specific DNA binding; DNA-binding transcription factor activity, RNA polymerase II-specific; zinc ion binding
Source: RefSeq, a predicted model, not a curated record
CACGUGGCCUCCUCGCGUACAAAUAGCUCGCGGUGGACUUUUUUUCCCCACUGAAGUGAAGUGAGAGAAGUGCGAUAAUCGGCCGAUAGCCGCCGUUGUCCGCCGUUGUCCGCCGCCGCUGUUCGCCUCAGCCACUCGGGACACUUACUAUCGCUGAGGGGACGCUCUCCUCACACAUUCACACGCUCGGUGCCUCGUACUGGACUUUUAUAAGAACUUCUGCGAAUUCCGUGGGACUGUUUUUUUCCAACCUAAGAUCAGUUUGUGCCAGGAGACAAGAUUCUGGGCUCACGGAGCGGUGACGAGAAUUCCUCAGACAUGAUGAUACGGCUGAAGCGAUAAUAAGCGGAAUAGUUCAUGUGUUGAAGGACAGGGCUGCAGAACUGGUCGUCGGCCCACGAAAGAACUUGCACGCCUUUCACAAGAGCCAGCAAGAAGAUAUCUGGAAGCUAUUCUGCUGCAGAUUUAUUUGGAAUAGGGAAAUACGUUUUCUAUUUGCUUCUAUAAAAGGGAAAGUGGAGUCAAAAUGUACCAGAGUUUGGCUUUAACCUCUAACCAGUCCCCUUAUGCCCAUGAAACCGGGAACUACAUGCACCCUUCAGCAAGCUCUCCAGUCUACGUGCCCACCACUCGGGUGCCCACCAUGUUGCAGACCAUCCCAUACCUGCAGACGUGCGACAGCACCCACCAAUCCCACGGCCUGGGAGGUCACCCCAGCUGGCCACAGACUGCCACGGAUGGCCCAUCCUUCACCCCAAACAGCCCACACCCACCACCGGGUUUCUCCUACUCACACAGUCCCCCAGUGAGCAGCAGCACAGGCCGGGAGGCAGCCUACCAAAGCCCACUGGUGCUGAGCGGCAGCAGCCGGGCAGAGCAGUACGGCGGGGCCCUGAUGCGCUCAGUCGGGGGGUCUUACUCAGGCCCCUACGCUGCCUAUAUGAGCCCGGACAUGGCGAGCUCCUGGAGCCCAGGACACUUCGACAGCAGCAUGAUCAGCUUCCAGGGUCGACAACCGAGCCUGCAGGGCAGGAGGUCAAGUCUCGACAUGCUGGACGAGCUGCCCGGGGAAGGACGCGAGUGUGUGAACUGCGGCUCCAUCUCCACGCCACUGUGGCGCAGAGACGGCACGGGACACUACCUGUGCAACGCGUGCGGCCUCUACCACAAGAUGAACGGCAUCAACAGGCCGCUCAUAAAGCCGCAGAAACGCCUGCAAUCUUCUUCCAGAAGGGCUGGUCUAUGUUGUACCAACUGUCACACCAGCACCACCACGCUGUGGCGUCGCAAUGCUGAUGGGGAACCCGUGUGCAAUGCUUGUGGGCUCUAUAUGAAGCUGCAUGGGGUGCCCAGACCACUGGCAAUGAAGAAGGAGGGCAUUCAGACUAGGAAAAGAAAACCGAAGAUGGCCAAAUCCAAAGGCUCAUCAGGAUCCUCCACCUCUGGCACCAGUUCCCCGUCCUCCCUGUCAGUCUCAGAAAGUGCUUCGACAAUAAAAAGCGAACCCAGCACAGUGCCGUCGCCCUAUGCCGGCCAAACCGUCGUGUCCAUUUCACAGGCUUCCUCACAGCUAGACAGCCUGAGCUCUGGACAAGCAGAAAUCAAAUAUGAAGACUUUCACUUCACAGCAACGUCCUCUGGGCCACAGAACUCGUGGUGUGCCCUGUCGCUGGCAUGAGCAACUGUACCCCACUCAGGCCCUACCCCCCCAGCAAGUUUCCCACAAUUACAGACUCAUGACAAAAACUACCUUUUAAUUUCUCCUCCAAAGGGAGAAUCUGAAAAAAAAAACAAUUGUGGCAACUGAUGAGAGUUUGUUUAAAGAAAUGUAGUAUUGGUUAAUGUCAAUGCUAUGUUUUGUUAUUUCUGUUGUGGAAACAUGGCAUUUUUAUGUGGUACAUGGUUGUGCGGAGACAGUCCUCAAGGUAUUAUAGAUUGUAAAUUGAAAGAAGAAAGAGCAACAAUUUAUUACCUCUGAACCUGGUUUAUUGUUUAAAUGUAAAUAAUUAACUUUCUGAAGAUGUAAUAUUUAUGUUAAAAUAAGGACAGUGCAAACAAAGUCAUGUGUGGUAAUAAUUAUGUUUG